This is a messenger RNA of Antechinus flavipes (yellow-footed antechinus), 6915 nucleotides long. RefSeq names its product DEAH-box helicase 8 (gene DHX8). The record is from RefSeq and is a predicted model, not a curated record. Gene Ontology annotation, cellular component: intracellular anatomical structure; catalytic step 2 spliceosome. Bases 57 to 3644 code for a protein of 1195 amino acids. NCBI's taxonomy places the organism in Eukaryota, Metazoa, Chordata, Mammalia, Dasyuromorphia, Dasyuridae. The transcript has 23 exons. Gene Ontology annotation, molecular function: RNA helicase activity; RNA binding; ATP binding. Gene Ontology annotation, biological process: spliceosomal complex disassembly; mRNA splicing, via spliceosome.
AGCGGAAUCUCUGGGUGAAGCCGCCGGCUUUAGGGUUAGGUUGGCCGUGGUUCGCGAUGGCCGAGCCGGGACCCGCCGAAGAGCUCGCCAAACUCGAGUAUCUGUCCCUGGUCUCCAAAGUAUGCACCGAGCUGGACAACCACCUUGGGAUCAACGACAAGGACUUAGCUGAAUUUGUGAUAAGUCUUGCAGAGAAAAAUACAACCUUUGACACUUUUAAAGCUUCUCUCACCAAAAAUGGUGCAGAAUUCACAGACUCUCUCAUUAGUAACUUGUUACGCCUCAUACAGACCAUGCGGCCCCCAGCGAAGCCUUCUGCUAACAAAGAUCCAGUUAUUAAACCCAAGACAGAAAAGGAGAAGCUCAAGGACCUCUUUCCAGCACUUUGCCGACCAGACAAUCCUGCAAUUAGGACCAUGCUUGAUGAAGAUGACGUGAAAGUAGCUGUGGAUGUCCUUAAAGAGUUAGACGCUCUAAAGCCUAGUGCUGCAGCACAAAAGCAGAGAGGCUCUGAACAUCGUGAUAGAACAAAGAAGAAAAAAAGGAGUCGUAGCCGAAGCCGAGACAGAGACCACAAGCGAAGACACCGGUCCCGAUCAAGAUCCCGUUCUAGGACUCGAGACAGGAAUAAAGGGAAAUCUAGAUAUCGAUCGAGGAGCAGAAGUCAGAGUCCUGUUAAAGACCGUAAGGACCGUGAUAAAUAUGGGGAAAAGAGCAAUGACAGAUGGCGAGACAAACAUGUGGACCGGCCUCCUCCUGAAGAGCCUUCUAUUGGGGAAAUUUACAAUGGCAAAGUUACCAGUAUCAUGCAGUUUGGAUGUUUUGUACAGCUGGAAGGACUAAGGAAACGGUGGGAAGGUUUAGUUCACAUCUCUGAGCUUCGUCGGGAGGGCCGAGUGGCCAAUGUCGCUGAUGUGGUGAGCAAAGGCCAGAGGGUUAAGGUGAAAGUCCUGUCCUUCACUGGAACCAAAACCAGCCUGAGCAUGAAGGAUGUGGAUCAGGAUACUGGAGAAGAUCUGAACCCAAACCGACGGAGGAACCUUGUUGGGGAAACCAAUGAGGAGACUUCUAUGAGAAACCCUGAUAGACCUACUCACCUCUCCCUUGUCAGUGCUCCAGAAGUAGAAGAUGACACUCUUGAAAGGAAACGCCUCACCCGAAUAUCAGAUCCUGAGAAGUGGGAGAUCAAACAGAUGAUUGCGGCCAAUGUACUUUCUAAAGAAGAGUUUCCAGACUUUGAUGAAGAGACAGGAAUCCUUCCUAAAGUGGAUGAUGAAGAAGAUGAAGAUCUAGAGAUUGAAUUGGUUGAAGAAGAACCUCCAUUCCUGAGAGGACAUACCAAACAAAGCAUGGACAUGAGCCCCAUUAAAAUUGUUAAGAAUCCCGAUGGCUCCCUGUCCCAAGCAGCAAUGAUGCAGAGUGCUUUGGCGAAAGAAAGGAGAGAACUCAAACAGGCCCAGCGUGAAGCAGAGAUGGACUCCAUUCCUAUGGGACUCAACAAACACUGGGUGGAUCCUCUGCCUGAUGUGGAUGGAAGGCAGAUUGCUGCCAACAUGCGGGGCAUUGGAAUGAUGCCUAAUGACAUCCCAGAAUGGAAGAAGCAUGCUUUUGGGGGCAACAAAGCAUCUUACGGUAAAAAGACCCAGUUGUCAAUCAUUGAACAGAGGGAGAGUCUUCCCAUCUUCAAGCUUAAAGAGCAGCUUGUUCAGGCUGUUCAUGACAAUCAGAUCCUGAUUGUUAUUGGAGAAACAGGUUCUGGGAAGACAACACAGAUCACACAGUAUCUUGCUGAGGCCGGUUACACCUCCAGGGGGAAAAUUGGAUGUACACAACCUCGAAGGGUUGCAGCAAUGUCAGUGGCCAAAAGAGUGUCUGAAGAAUUUGGAUGUUGCUUAGGACAAGAGGUGGGUUACACUAUUCGUUUUGAAGAUUGCACCAGUCCAGAAACAGUCAUCAAGUACAUGACAGAUGGGAUGUUGCUCCGGGAAUGCUUGAUUGACCCUGAUCUUACUCAAUAUGCAAUCAUCAUGUUGGAUGAGGCUCAUGAGAGAACAAUUCACACAGAUGUGCUCUUUGGAUUGUUGAAAAAGACAGUGCAGAAACGGCAAGAUAUGAAGCUGAUUGUUACUUCUGCAACAUUAGAUGCUGUGAAAUUUUCCCAGUAUUUCUAUGAAGCUCCCAUUUUCACCAUUCCAGGCCGAACAUAUCCUGUGGAAAUUCUCUACACUAAAGAACCUGAGACAGAUUACUUGGAUGCCAGUUUGAUCACAGUCAUGCAGAUCCAUUUAACUGAACCACCAGGUGACAUCUUGGUGUUUCUGACUGGUCAGGAAGAGAUUGAUACAGCCUGUGAGAUUUUAUAUGAACGCAUGAAGUCCCUGGGACCUGAUGUACCUGAAUUAAUCAUCCUCCCUGUGUAUUCUGCUCUACCAAGUGAGAUGCAAACCCGGAUCUUUGACCCAGCUCCUCCUGGUAGCAGGAAGGUUGUAAUUGCUACCAACAUUGCUGAGACAUCUCUGACUAUUGAUGGGAUCUACUACGUGGUGGACCCCGGGUUUGUGAAGCAGAAAGUGUACAACUCCAAGACUGGAAUCGAUCAGCUGGUGGUGACUCCCAUCUCUCAGGCACAGGCAAAGCAGAGAGCAGGGAGAGCAGGAAGAACAGGGCCUGGAAAGUGUUACAGGCUCUACACGGAACGUGCCUACCGAGAUGAAAUGUUAACCACCAAUGUGCCUGAGAUCCAGAGAACUAAUUUAGCCAGCACGGUGCUCUCUCUCAAGGCUAUGGGCAUCAAUGAUUUGCUUUCCUUUGACUUCAUGGAUGCUCCCCCAAUGGAAACUCUGAUUACAGCCAUGGAGCAGCUGUAUACAUUGGGAGCCCUGGACGACGAGGGCCUGCUCACCCGUCUGGGCCGCAGGAUGGCGGAGUUUCCCUUGGAGCCAAUGUUGUGCAAAAUGCUGAUCAUGUCUGUACAUCUGGGUUGCAGUGAGGAGAUGCUCACCAUUGUGUCCAUGCUGUCAGUGCAGAACGUCUUCUAUAGGCCCAAGGACAAACAAGCCCUUGCAGAUCAGAAGAAAGCCAAAUUCCAUCAAACUGAAGGUGACCACCUCACUCUCUUGGCCGUGUAUAAUUCUUGGAAGAACAACAAAUUUUCCAACCCCUGGUGUUAUGAAAAUUUCAUACAGGCUCGCUCCUUGCGCAGAGCCCAGGACAUCCGUAAACAGAUGUUGGGCAUCAUGGAUAGACAUAAGCUGGAUGUGGUGUCCUGUGGCAAGGCAACAGUCCGUGUACAGAAAGCCAUUUGCAGUGGUUUCUUCCGAAAUGCAGCCAAGAAAGACCCACAGGAAGGCUACCGAACUUUGAUUGAUCAGCAGGUGGUCUACAUCCAUCCCUCCAGUGCACUCUUCAACAGACAGCCAGAAUGGGUGGUAUACCAUGAGCUGGUGCUGACCACCAAGGAGUACAUGCGGGAGGUCACCACCAUUGAUCCCCGGUGGCUGGUGGAGUUUGCUCCGGCCUUUUUCAAGGUCUCAGACCCCACAAAGCUCAGCAAACAGAAGAAGCAGCAGCGGCUUGAACCCCUCUACAACCGGUAUGAGGAGCCAAAUGCUUGGAGGAUCUCCCGUGCUUUCCGGCGGCGGUGACAAGGGAGCCAUUGACUGUGGCACAAAGUAUUCCGUUUUGAGUUCUCGCUGGAGGACUGAGGCCCAGGACUCCAGUGACUUUUGUUUAAAACCCCCUACCAGGAGCACAGCCGUCCUUGAGUUGAGAGGCCUCAAAGCCAAAACAGGACAUCCUGACCUGCACUCUCAUUUAUUUUCUUAUGAUGAAAGCCUCAGAAGACAGGAACUCACCCUGGCCAUGAAAUACAUGCCACCCCCUUGGCUGGGCCGAGCUUGUGAGGAGCAGGUAUGUCCCAUCUUUUUCUGCAGAGCUGGACCAGGACGAAUUGUUACAUUUCUGAACAGCCUGUGCUACAAGAUCCUCAGGUCAGAGGACUCUGACAAGCCGCCCAUCAACCCAUUGCUUUUUGAGAACUUGGAGCCCUUUGGUGGCACUGCCCAAGCUUUCCAUCUACUUUCCAACCUGUUUCUUCCAGCUUAACUCUUUGAAAAUAUGUAUUUGUUUAUUUUUAAAUACAUUUGUAUAUAUUUUUUUCCCUGCAGUUUUUCUUUUAGCUAAAACGUUAGUAUAUUGGCCAGUCUUGAGGGGAGGAGGAUUUAGAAUGUGCAACUUGGGAGCACAUGGUAGAGGAUCUCUGCAUUUCUCUGCCCCCCCACUUUCCCUCCCCCCCCCCCCACUCCCCUUUCCCAGAAUCAAAGCCCUUCACGCCUGGGCUGGACUUGAGCAGGACACACAUGUCAGCCUGGGAGUCUUGUCUUUCAGCGCCGUCUCUAGCAUAGUUAAGAACUAUAGGUCACCCAGUGAUUAACCACAUCCAUUUCACAGAACUCUCCAGUCUAGAGGUCUGAGUGGUUACAGAUGUUGAAUAUGGGGGGAUUUUCCUCCUAUACAAUGUGUAAUGUGUCUUAUUUCCUCUUCAAAAAUGCUAGGUGACAUCACAACUUUUUAUUUUAUUUAAUUUCCACUCCCAUCACUCCCUUCCACAAAACAGGCCUAAUAUUCCCCCAGGAACUCUUGUGAAUUUUAACAAAGAGGCUUUCUAUGGCAAAACACACGUGGCCACACAAACACCUUCUUGGAGAUGGUUUGUGGAAGCUUAACAGCUGCACUCUAGAUCCUUCUGAAGCAGGACUUGAAUUUCCUUUUUCCCUGCUCCCCUUUCCUAGAGCUUUGUGUGGCCAUGCUUCAUCUGUGCUCACUCUUUCUCUGACCCCAGAAGGGCAGAUGCAGCCCUGUUUGUAGUGGACAGCACCUGUAUGAGACAUUGUGCUUUGAGAGCUUCUGGGAAACAGAAAGGGCUUCCCAGAAGUGGUCUUGUGUGAGGCAAUCGUCAGGGCCUACAGUGUGUCCUAGGAUGGUUCAGAUGUGGAGUCUGUCUCCCACUGUCUGAGCUAUCACUGAUCUUUAACUGAUUCUAAAUUCUCUCCAUUGGACUUCAAGUGGUCAUUAGACCCUGUUCUCUGAAAGGAAAACAUCUCUCCCUUCACUGCUGUCUUGUUUAUUGGUUGGGCCUCCAUCACUGGCUUUGCUUUCCCUUCCCUCCAGUUAGGAAAGGGAGAUCAGGUUUAAAUGCGGUUUAGAGAGGGAAUCAGAGGUCUGUGAACUGACUAUACUUUGUGCGUCCUGGGCAGACUUAUGACAAUCUCAUUUCUGUUAAAUGAGAAAAUUAGGCUUAGAUAAUCUCCAAAGUCGUUUCCAGUUCAAAACCCUCAGUCUUCUGUGCUGCUAACUUGUGGAAGAGUAGCAAUUAGAACUGGCAAUAUGUCCAUAUCUGUGCCUGCCUUCUUGCUUUUUCUUUGCCCCUAAAUUGAGCUGAACCCUUUUUGAGCAAAUCUGACAAUCCUGGGGAGCCAGAGUCCCCAUUUAGGAAUUGCUUGGGGCUGAGGUGGCAGGAAUUACUUAAGGAGCUGAGGAGGUUCCCCCUGUCCCCUUAUGAGGUACAUCUUUUCAUUUUCUGUGUGGGGAGGUUGAACUUGAAGGGUCCUGGGAAGUUGGGACCCUGAAAAAUUGCAAAGAUUGUCCAGGGUUUACUGUGGAAUGUCUAGCAGAGAAAAUCAGCUUGAAAGUCUUAGGAACUGAGGCUGUAUGUUCUGUAAAGCUUGCAGAGUGAGGCUAAGUGGGGCCUGGGGAUAAGGGAGGCUGGGCGGAGAGCAGCACAGCUCAGCAGCCUUCUUCUCUGUCCAUGUCCCCUCAGAUUUAGCAGUAUGACAGAGGAAGUCAGGUGUUCCCAGACAAAGCUGAAAGUGCACUCUUUCAUUGUCUUACCCCAUGGUCAUUGAGCACAGCUUCCCCUUGCCCUGUCAGUGCUAGCCUGCCAGAGAGGACAGUAGGUGACUUGGAGGUUUCGUUGGUGGGAGGGGGCCGCUUGCUGGGCCACCUAUCAAGCCCAGAGACAGCUGAAGUGGUUUGGGUGGCCGUAUAGAAUGCCUCCUGGCCUCCGGCUCCGUGUGUGUUCUAGUGACCUCCUCUUGGAGAGCUUGGGUGAGACACAACCUCGUGGCCUUCUCACCCCUCGCCCACGCCGGGGCCCCUGCCGAGUCUACAAGCCCUCCUGACCUUCCUCCAGGAAAGAUCAACACGGAUUGUGGAGCUGGGGCCUGUGUAGAUUCCUUCGCUGGAGCCGCUUCCCCACCCUGUCCAUUUCAGGAGAUGGUGUUCCCAGGAAGAACGGUGGUCAGGAGUGGACUGUGGCCCUUGCACAAUGGGGUGCUUGUUGCCCUUCCCUUAGUUCAUUUUUUUCCUGACUUUGGGUGAUGGCUGGGGAGAGGAUAUGGAUCUCAUGCUGUGAUCUGGAAUCUUCCUGGUUAUGAAAGUCUAUUAUUCUCCGUGGCUCAGCAGGUAGCCAGGCUUGGGAGUUUCCUGCUCCUUUCAUCUGAUUUGUGAUGUGUAUGCACAUGCGCCUGCAUAUGCAUGUGUAUAUUGGAGCUCUGUGGGGUGUAUACUGGGCUGAGGAAUCCUGGCCUCUCAUUCAACUCAUUGUAACCUUGCUUUGACUACCUUCACUGUAUCUGAGAUGAUCAUUUCCUCCCAGUGGACUUUCAUUUAUUUGGUCAAGCUUCUCAAAGUUUAAGCAUUAGAGCAAUUGAAGAGCAGCGAACAAUGGCUAAUCGUGCAAUUAGCUUUUCAUGGGGCAUCAAUCAGCAAUUUAAUUCAGUCUAUGGACUUUUUUCCUCUUCUUUUUCUAUCUGCCUCUUCCUGUCUAUUUUUCCUUUCUCAUUUUCUCCCUCCCCUCAAUGUAGCCUCUGGCCACAAUGUGACAUUGAUGUAUCUAUUAAAUGAAGCUUUAUGCUC